Molecule: messenger RNA, 927 nt
Organism: Saccostrea cuccullata (small rock oyster)
Lineage: Eukaryota; Metazoa; Mollusca; Bivalvia; Ostreida; Ostreidae
Product: DNA polymerase III subunit epsilon-like
Exons: 3
Coding region: 1-927 (308 amino acids)
Biological process (GO): DNA catabolic process
Cellular component (GO): cytoplasm
Molecular function (GO): nucleic acid binding; 3'-5'-DNA exonuclease activity
Source: RefSeq, a predicted model, not a curated record
AUGAAGGAUACAGUAAAUGAAGCUGCUGCAUUGUCUCCUGGCCGCCAUACAUUGAAAGUCUGCGACAGGAUUGACAAACUAAGGAGGGAAAGGAGGGACAAGGUGUCUACCAUCAAAGCGAAAAGGCGCCGCCUUCAAUUAAAGAGGGUUCGAAACAAAAAAGAAAAGGUGUCAACUAUUAAAGAGGGAACAACCUAUUCUACCAAUAUUGCCCUCUCUCAACAAGUUGUUGAGGAACAAAUCCCCUCUCCUCUUACAUAUAACAAAGAAGAGAAUUAUGUUGUCAUAGAUUUAGAGACAACAGGUCUUGGUCACAACAGUGACAUUACACAGAUUGCUGCUGUGGGAUCGGAUGGGUCUAAGUUUAGUUGCUAUGUUACACCUCGUUGUAAUAUAAGUAAAGAGGCAUCCAGAGUUACAGGACUUACUUUCUCAAAGUUAAGAAAUAAAUUGUUUUUACAUGGUUUAGAGGUUCCAUCAAAAUUACCAAAUGUUGCCUUGCUUGACUUUAUAGAGUAUCUUACUUCUAUGAAUAAUCCAAUAUUAGUUGGUCAUAAUAUUACCAAUUUUGAUAUACCUGUACUUACAAAUAGAUUGAUUGAAUUCCACUUGUUUUCCACAUUUUGCAAAACUGUGUACGGAUUUAUUGAUACUUUAAAGGUAUCCCGUAGAGUUUUUCCAAAAUCUGAGGUUCAAAACCACAAACAGGAAACACUUGUUGAGAAAAUUCUUCAAUUUAAAUAUGAUGCGCAUAAUGCUGUUGAGGAUGUUCAUUUCCUCCAGCUUUUGUUUGACGGGAAGCUAAAGCACCUUAAGUUAGCAAACAGAAGAGACCCAAAUGGUAUAAGAAUUAUUCUAAAGGAAAACAAAAUUUCUUUGAAGGCAAUAAAGGCACUUCAUGUGUACAUAAAUGAAAGUGAAGAGUGA